GCACGUUAACUUCCGGGGCAAGAGAUUAUAAGCCAAAUGUUUUGUUUUUGCAGUCAUACACAAGUUCAGCUACUUAGCUUUAAAAAGUAAUUCUACGCAUGUCACUUUUUAGUCGUCUGUCGUAACAUACACAUGGAUGCAUUACACAGACACCGCUCACUUUACAAGGGAACGACUCCGCCAUGGAAAGAGACGUAUCGCAAACGCUGUGUGGACAGGCUAAAAAACAGCCGGUCGAGGCUGCUGGAGAAGUAUCGUCAGAUGGGAGAGAGUUCCGGCGCCUCCAUUAUUGUCCAGGAGGUGAUGGAGGAGGAGUGGAGCGCGCUGCAGUCAGAGGACCGGAGACUGCCCUCUCUGUGGGGUCCACACGGCGUAGCCGAGAUUUUUAGUGUCAUGAAAGAAUAUGAUGAACUAGCAAUACUGGAAGAAAUCCAACAGGAGCUCAUGUCUCAUGAAAUGUCCAUCAUUGAAGAGUAUGAGAGGAACCUGCAGUUCGAACAGCAGUACAUAUCUUCUGUUGUUGAGGGGAUGGAUGAGACGCAUAUCAUAUGUCCCAUAUGUCACAUGAGAAACUUGAACAUCAAUAGCUAUUUCAUCUCUUGCCCCUGUGGACUCUACAUUAACACUAAGAAUCAGAACAUCACCCGUGACAUCCUACGGAAUCUCCUGGAGUCCAGAGUGUCCGAACACAUGGAGGACUGUCUUUACAAUCCGGUUUUCUCUGUAACUCCCAACACAGACACCAGCUCUCCUAACCUGAUGAUAAGCUGCAAGGUCUGUGACUACCUCUCCAUUGUCCUAUGAAAGAAGAUGCCGCUUGAGUGACUUCAAUUGCAAUAUAUAUGGGUUUUUAUGUUGUCUAUGUUUGUGAAAUAAAGGGUAUUUUUGAAAUUCAA
Messenger RNA from Notolabrus celidotus (New Zealand spotty), 896 nucleotides. It is a transcript of the gene rpain, whose product is annotated as RPA interacting protein. Bases 133 to 804 code for a protein of 223 amino acids. Lineage: Eukaryota; Metazoa; Chordata; Actinopteri; Labriformes; Labridae. Gene Ontology annotation, cellular component: PML body; nucleus. The transcript has 7 exons. The record is from RefSeq and is a predicted model, not a curated record. Gene Ontology annotation, biological process: protein import into nucleus.